Molecule: messenger RNA, 3600 nt
Organism: Mustela erminea (ermine)
Lineage: Eukaryota; Metazoa; Chordata; Mammalia; Carnivora; Mustelidae
Gene: CADM2
Product: cell adhesion molecule 2
Exons: 11
Coding region: 616-1950 (444 amino acids)
Source: RefSeq, a predicted model, not a curated record
CCGCCGCCGCCGCCGCUGCCGCCGCCGCUGCCGCCGCCGCCACGGGUGCCUCUGCUGCUACUGCAGCCCGAGCAUCCGGGAGCCGUCGCCGUCGCCGCCGCAACCGCUGCUUCUACCGCUGCCACCUCCCCUCCCAGGACCCCAAAACACCCUGAGCGCGAGCGGCGGCUGCUGCUUGCUUGCUCCCCUUCUGCCCCCGCCCCUCCCUUCCGUGACCUACCCACUCCUUGCAGCCCUCGCCCGCACCUUCUCCAACACCCCGGCAUCCCUGCACCACCUGCUCGGGCAGCCCCGGCGGGCUCUGGGACUUGCUGUGAGCGCCGAAAGGAAGGCAGGCUCCGAACCCGUGCCUGGCUGACGGGCUGUCGCGGCUGCACCACCAGCCGGAGGAGGAGAAGAAACUAUUUCGCCCACCGAAACCCCAUUCUGCGGGUGCUUCGCAGCUGCCGCUUCUGCUGCCUCCAAUCCAGUCCGAGGGUUCGAUCACCGCAGCGGCGGGGACCGUGCGUCCAGCAGGCGCCGGGAGGACACCGGCGGAUCCCUGCACUCUGGUGUCCCACUCACCAGCAUCUCCUUGCCCCCUCGUUCGUUCCCUAACCCAUUAGAGAAGGGACCAUGAUUUGGAAACGCAGCGCCGUUCUCCGCUUCUACAGUGUCUGCGGGCUCCUGCUACAAGCGGCUGCUUCAAAGAGUAAAGUUAAAGGCAGCCAAGGGCAGUUUCCACUAACACAGAAUGUAACGGUUGUUGAAGGUGGAACUGCGAUUUUGACCUGCAGGGUUGAUCAAAAUGAUAACACCUCCCUCCAGUGGUCAAAUCCAGCUCAACAGACUCUGUACUUUGAUGACAAGAAAGCUUUAAGGGACAACAGGAUUGAGCUGGUUCGAGCUUCCUGGCAUGAACUGAGUAUCAGCGUUAGUGAUGUGUCUCUCUCCGAUGAAGGGCAGUACACCUGUUCCUUAUUUACAAUGCCUGUCAAAACUUCCAAGGCCUAUCUCACUGUUCUGGGUGUUCCUGAGAAGCCUCAAAUUAGCGGAUUUUCAUCACCAGUCAUGGAGGGAGACCUGAUGCAGCUGACUUGUAAAACCUCUGGUAGUAAACCUGCAGCUGAUAUAAGAUGGUUCAAAAAUGACAAAGAGAUCAAAGAUGUAAAAUAUUUAAAAGAAGAGGAUGCAAAUCGCAAGACAUUCACUGUCAGCAGCACACUGGAUUUCCGAGUGGACCGGAGCGACGAUGGCGUGGCUGUGAUCUGCAGAGUAGACCAUGAGUCCCUCAAUGCCACCCCUCAGGUGGCCAUGCAGGUGCUAGAAAUACACUAUACACCUUCAGUUAAGAUUAUACCAUCCACUCCUUUUCCACAAGAAGGACAGCCAUUAAUUUUGACUUGUGAAUCCAAAGGAAAACCACUGCCAGAACCCGUUUUGUGGACGAAGGACGGCGGAGAAUUGCCGGAUCCUGACCGGAUGGUUGUCAGUGGUAGGGAGUUAAACAUUCUUUUCCUGAACAAAACGGAUAAUGGCACAUAUCGAUGUGAAGCCACGAACACCAUCGGCCAAAGCAGUGCAGAGUAUGUUCUCAUUGUACACGAUGUUCCCAACACUUUGCUUUCCACUACUAUCAUCCCCUCCCUUACCACUGCAACAGUCACAACCACUGUAGCCAUAACAACCAGCCCAACCACAUCUGCAACAACCAGCAGCAUAAGAGAUCCCAAUGCUCUGGCUGGCCAGACUGGCCCUGAUCAUGCUCUUAUAGGAGGAAUAGUGGCCGUAGUUGUAUUUGUGACGCUGUGUUCUAUAUUUCUGCUUGGUCGAUAUCUGGCAAGACAUAAAGGAACAUACUUAACAAAUGAAGCUAAAGGGGCUGAAGAUGCACCGGAUGCUGACACAGCCAUUAUCAAUGCUGAAGGCAGCCAAGUCAAUGCUGAAGAGAAAAAAGAGUAUUUCAUUUAAAAUGCAGGCCAAGAUUAUGAGUUUUCUUUACCAGGCUGGCUGCUGGAGAAAACUGGCUAUCAUCUUUCAGAAUUCAUUUCUACCAUCUUCUGCUACCUUUAUUAACUUCCAUACCGUACUGCUAUCAGUAGCCAGUGUAUACCAACAAUCAGCUGUUGAAAGCAUCAUUCUUUAAUUACUGUACCAUCCAUAAUGCAGGACAUUUCUUACUGCCUAAAUUCCACACCAUUGCUCUUUUAACAUACAGUGCUUGAAUAUACAGCCUUAACAAUGUUAAUCAUCUCCUUGGAUCAUGGUAUUGAAUUGUUUUUAUACGUUGAAAAAAAGUAUGCAAAGGUGUUUUUGUUUUUGUUUUUGUUUUUUGCCCUCAUUUUUUUCCCUUUAAAUCAUAAAUUUUGUCAGUGUACCACUGGACAGUUUUCACAAGGAACAGGAUUAGGUAAAGACCUAAUACAGCUAAGUUUAAUCAGAAAUUAGAGGUUUACAACAAUGUUUUCUACAUGUCUGCCUUCAAAGACAUGUUUGGAAACAUACGCCCUAGAAAACACAACUGAAAAUACUGUAGAAUAUAUUCUGGAAUGUUUGAGAUAAUACUGGUGAAGCUGUAUCAAUUUGCUAUUUAAAAAUAUAGUAUUUGAUACAGGAGCCAUGUGUGUAUGCAUUGCAAUCAUGACAUGACAUCUUAUAUAAUUAUAUAGAUCUGACCAUUUGGUUAUUUUAGUUUCAUUUACCAAAACAUUUUUAUAAACAUUUUACUGCUUCAGGAAUCACAAAGAUUUCAUUCAUUUCUCUAAUUUGAUUCUAUAAUUUAUUUGCUCCAUAAAGACCCACCUGCCUAAACAAAAUUGAAGUAUCCAUAGGGCACAAUUUUGAGACAUUUAGUAUCUGUAUAUAGUGCAUAUAAUAAAUCCAAUUAAACAUUAUUUGAUACAUAUUUAACUUUUUUGGCUGUAGGUAAUUCAGUCAUAAGUAAGCAUUUUCUAAUGUCCAUUAUAUCCCUUUAGAUAUUACUUAAACCAAUAUUAUAAGUAGAUAACAUGUAUUAGUAUUUUUGUCUGUAUGUCCUAGCACUGUUCAACAACAAAUUUUUCUAGUUCUUGUUAAUUUUUAUUUGUUAUACAAUGGAAGCACAAUGUUAUAAGGAAAGGUAAUUUUAAGCUAACAACCAGUGCACAGCCUCAGGUUUUAAAUUACAACCACAGUUGAAUAAUAACCUAAAAGUAAACUCUUAGUUUGCUAAAAAUUUACAAAUUUUAAUUUGGCAGUUCCAGAGCUGCUUACCUAUGUUGGUUUGCCAAAAAGAAGUGUUUAAGACAUGUUUUCUGUAUAAAUGAACUAAUUCUUUAUAUUAAAUUCCUGUCUAUGCAUUUUGUGAGGUACAAACUUAUGAACAGUUAGUGAUGGAGAAUUUCUGCCAUGCUUUUAACUCCAAGGUGAAAGUCUCUUUCUCUGGAUUAUUUCUGAAAUUUUGGUGUAUUUAACAUUAAGAAAUGCUGUAUUCUUAAAUAUGACAGAGUCAAUCUAAAGUCAUAUUAUUUCUUCUAGUAAAAUACAAUACUGCUAGAUUAGUUCUCAUUAAAUUUAUUAUAUGCUAAAAAUUAAAAAUCCAGUUAGAUAAAAAUUAUUUUCCCAUUCACAAGCAUUGCACCU